UUAUUUACACCCUCUAAAUAAGAAAAGAAUAUAUGCAUGCAUGAACAAUUGAGGAGGAAGGUGAAACGAUGAGCCGAAACAUGAACAAUUUUACGCCUUUGCCAGGGCUUCGGAGAACAGAUUCUAGAGCCUAUGGUGCUCCUCAUCACACUUCCAAUAAUCCUCAUGAAUUCAAUGAAGUACCUGUGUUUUACAGAUCUCAUCAUUCUUCUAGGGCCAAUGAUGAGAGGAGUUCAGGUGCUCAAGAUCCUCUCCAAUUGUGGGAAAUCAGAAGAACUCCUGCAGAACAUCACAGGAUACCAUAUUUUCCAUUACAACCACAUAGAAGACAACAAACUUAUAAUCACAAUGAGGACAUGAGAAGAAGGGGCUACAACCCCACAAGAAUCAGAGAGAUUUUCCAGCAUUCACCUUCAAGGUCAACAUCAACACAGCAAACAAACACUCGAGUUCCACAAUCGGUAGAAAAUUCCAAAUCGACUUUAUUAAGCAAGUUAAGGAAAGUAGUGUACGACCCUACACCAAAGCGUUUAGCUAGAAAAGUGAGCUUAUAUUAUAGAGGCAAUGCUGCAAAUGAUUUGAAAGAGAGUGUUAAAGAAAAGACGGAAGAUGGUAUGAGAUGUGCUAUUUGCUUGGAGGAUUUUGAGGCCAAAGAAGAGGUGAUGCUUACUCCAUGCAACCACAUGUUUCAUGAGGAUUGUAUAGUAACUUGGUUAACAAGUAAAGGUCAGUGUCCGGUUUGUAGGUUUGUGAUUUUUGAAGGAGCAAAGGAAAAAACAUCUCCCUUUAACAGGAAUGACAUUACCAAUUUGGAACCCGAUGGCGUGAUCUCUGCAGAGCUUUUGUCAGUUUUGAGGGCCAUGGAAGAAGCUUUUCAUUUAGAGAGUGUGAAUUACUGACAGUUUUUUAAAAUCGAACUUGACAUCAAACCGGGGAGAAUUUGGAUUAUGGUUCAACUAUCUUGAACUGUUCGAACUGAGACGAAACUGCGAUCAAACCCCCAAAGUAACUGAACCGUAUUAAAGAUUUGGUGUAAGGCUCAAUCGGUUGAAUUGUCCGAUUCAGUUGUUAUUUCUCAAUAGUGUAGUAUAGUACUUGAUCCUUAUAAUGAAUGAAUGACAUAGAAGUAUACAUUAGUUAAAUAUUAAUUUUAUAAAACUGUUUGUUGAUUUCUGAA
Molecule: messenger RNA, 1177 nt
Organism: Medicago truncatula (barrel medic)
Lineage: Eukaryota; Viridiplantae; Streptophyta; Magnoliopsida; Fabales; Fabaceae
Product: probable E3 ubiquitin-protein ligase ZFP1
Exons: 3
Coding region: 69-899 (276 amino acids)
Biological process (GO): ubiquitin-dependent protein catabolic process
Molecular function (GO): ubiquitin protein ligase activity; zinc ion binding
Source: RefSeq, a predicted model, not a curated record